UGUCAAGGCAAAAAGUUGGAUAGGAUAAAAAUUUUGAUUGUUAAUUUAUCAAUUGGAGAUCUUUUGUUGUUAAUAUUUUCAGUUCCAUACAUGGCCAUUGUGUUUGGAACAAAAGAAUACCCGUUCAAUGCGUUUUUCUGUAAAUUUAAUGCUUACCUACAAACAUUGAGCCUAGGAGUUUCCAUUUUUACACUAACUGCACUCAGCUAUGAUCGUUACGUAGCAAUAGUACAUCCGAUGAGCAAACACAAAGGAAAACCGAGUCUCAAAAUCGCCAUUGUUGUGAUUGUCAUUUGGGUUGCUUCUGCACUUAUUGCUAUAUCCGAUGCCGUAAGUUACACAUUGGUCAUUCAACCGGGUCGUCCCAUAUUCUGUCACGAGGUUCCAUAUAAUGAUUAUGGUAUUUCUUUCCUCAGAGUAAGAAAUGUAAUUCGUCUUUUAAUAUUAUUCAUUAUUCCAUUAUUUAUAAUCGGUUGCUUUUACAUUUUAAUGGCAAGAAUUUUAGUGAAAAGCAGCCGACAGUUGCCAUGUGAAGCUACGUUAGGACAAGGGAUGAACACUCAACAACAACGCCAAAUCGAGGCUCGAUUUAAGGUAGCUAAAGUUGUGUUAUCCUUUGUAGUUUUGUUUGUAAUCUGUUGGUUACCACGCCACAUUUAUGUUUUGUGGUACGCGUACGACGAAGAAGGAUUUACUGAGUUUUGGCUAAUCUUCAAAGUUGUCAGUAUUUGUUUUAUGUAUGCGUACUCAUGUGUGAACCCGUAUGCUUUAUACUUCCUCAGCAGUCAGUUCCGAAAGUACUAUAAUCGUUAUUUAUUCCGUUGCUGUAUUCGAUCCCGAUAUAGAACACGUGACUCUACUUCUGCCCUGACAAACUUUAACAGCACCGUCCGCCGCGGAAGCACAUCAAUGACUAUGGUAAAAUCUAAUUCGGAAUUCUGACUAGAAAUGUGUUUGCUGUACCACGAUUACGGCAAAUCACCACGUGAAUCUAACAAACGCCUAAAAACUAGGAAGGCUUGAGAUGAUUUAUGAACCAUACGGUAGAAUUUGUUUCAUUUAAGCGAGACAACUCUCAUUUAUCAAAGGGAGUUAACUCUACGCCCAAACACAGGAUAGUAGGGAUUAGCGAUACAGAUAAGUGAAAGAAAAAAUAUUCACCAAAUCAAUGUGACAAUCAAAGUAAAACUCAAAAGUAACACUCUGUGAAUAUAUACAUUUUUGUAUUAUAGAAAGAUUAAGUUAUAUUUAAUCCAAGACUUGAUAGUGUAAUAUUUAGUAAUUGACAGCAAAACUCUUCAGAAGUGAAAGUACUGCAAAUACAACAUGAAUUGAGAAUUGAGAGAAAAUUAUUUCAUCGCAUAUUAACUUGAGAAAGAAAUGAUUUAGUUAGGUGGAAUGAUAAAACAUGCAAAUAACUAGUUUAACAUGAAACAGACAGCUAAUUGAAAAAUUCUUAACGCAAUACAGGCUUGUUAUACACGAAGCGAAACCUAGUAAAUUAUCCGAUUGACUAUUACACGUUGGUUGCAACGUAUAUUUAUAUCGUAUCCGGACACUUGAAACGCGUAUUCAUGUCAGUGGAAUUCAUCACAGGUAAUUGAUGGAUGGGUUGCAGUAGCACAGAACUAUAGAAAAUAACUGUAUAACAUUCCUUCGAUCAUCUGUCGUUCAAAUCAAUGGUAUAAUUAGACCGAGUGUAAAACAUUCUUGACAUCUACUCAAGCUAAUUAUAAAGUUAUGGAUAUGUUCCAGUAAGUAGUAAUAUGUUAGUACCGGUGUAUUAUAUGUAUAUUUAUGUAACUGAGUACUGGGAAAUAAAUGUUUUAACAGUUGUAGGUACACUUGUUCUUAUGUAAUUAAAUCUGAAAACAAUUA
Messenger RNA from Mytilus californianus (California mussel), 1878 nucleotides. RefSeq names its product neuropeptide CCHamide-2 receptor-like. The record is from RefSeq and is a predicted model, not a curated record. The transcript has 2 exons. NCBI's taxonomy places the organism in Eukaryota, Metazoa, Mollusca, Bivalvia, Mytilida, Mytilidae. Gene Ontology annotation, cellular component: membrane. Gene Ontology annotation, biological process: G protein-coupled receptor signaling pathway. Gene Ontology annotation, molecular function: G protein-coupled peptide receptor activity. The annotation marks the transcript as partial.